Messenger RNA from Aspergillus tanneri, 1194 nucleotides. RefSeq lists its product as uncharacterized. Lineage: Eukaryota; Fungi; Ascomycota; Eurotiomycetes; Eurotiales; Aspergillaceae. The coding region runs from base 1 to 1194 and encodes 397 amino acids. Gene Ontology annotation, cellular component: periplasmic space. The record is from RefSeq and is a predicted model, not a curated record. Gene Ontology annotation, molecular function: lyase activity. The transcript has 4 exons.
AUGGGAAUCAAAAAUCGCUUUGUUCAGUUUCUGGCCCUCGGGCUUGCAGCCACCGCUGCCUUUGCUCAGAGCAACAACCACAAGUCUCCCAGCCGUACCUCUUUCACUCAUCCGGGGGUAUUACUCGACUCCGCCCAGAUGAAGUUCAUUGCGACAAAAGUCUCCAAUGGUGAGAAGCCAUGGGCUCCUGCAUACUCGGCUAUGAUGAAGGACCACCAGUUUGCGUCGCGCACUAAGCCCUCCCCGGUUGCUACCGUCGAAUGCGGCCCAACCUCCACGCCUGAUGUCGGCUGCCACCAAGAACGAGAGGAUGCCCUCGCAGCCUACCUGAAUGCCCUUGCCUGGGUAGUCACUGGUACUAAGUCAUACGCUGAACGCGCUAUCGAGUUCAUGAAUGGCUGGGCAGGUACCAUUAAGGCGCAUACGAACUCCAAUGCCCCGCUGCAGACGGCUUGGUCGGCGGCUACCUGGGCCCGGGUCGGAGAGAUCAUCCGCUAUACAAAUGCCGGGUGGAAAGACCAGGAUAUCGAGAAAUUUGAAACCAUGUUGCGCGAUGUCUAUCUACCCGAGAUAAUCGAUGGUGCACCUAGAAAGAACGGAAACUGGGAGCUUGUCAUGAUGGAAGCGGCCAUUGGGAUUUCCGUCUUCACUGAUAACCAAACAAGUUACGACCUCGCAAUGGACAAGUUUCUCAAGCGGGUUCCUGCCUAUAUCUACCUCACCAAGGACGGGGAGCUCCCCAAAACUGUCUCAGAGGACAAACUCCAUGGAUCCUCUGCCAUAAUCAAAUUUUGGAACGGUCUCUCUGUCUUCAAGCAAAAUGGCCUCUCGCAGGAGACCUGCCGUGACUUUGCCCACACUGGAUAUGGGAUCUCCUCUAUCUCCCAUGUCGCCGAGACAUCCCGAAUUCAAGGGCGUGAUCUGUUCAAGGAAGAAACCGGGGUGCGACUUCAGCAUGCACUAGAAUUCCACACCAAGUAUGAGUUGGAGGGAUCCUUGCCGGACGAUAUCUGCGAUGGCAAGAUCGGACGGACCUUGGAUGAUGUGACCGAGGUGGGCUUCAAUGCCCUUUCUUUUCGGCUAAAUCACUCGCUACCCAACACGGAGAAAUAUACAUUGAAGCAUCGACCAGCUGGAACGAAUCAGCUUUUCCAAGGAUGGGAGACUCUCACCCAUGCAGAGAAUAAUGCUUAA